Messenger RNA from Scaptodrosophila lebanonensis, 642 nucleotides. RefSeq lists its product as uncharacterized. Lineage: Eukaryota; Metazoa; Arthropoda; Insecta; Diptera; Drosophilidae. The transcript is spliced from 2 exons. The coding region runs from base 21 to 407 and encodes 128 amino acids. The record is from RefSeq and is a predicted model, not a curated record.
UUCACAACUGUGAACAGAAAAUGUUGCUAGCAAGUCUGUGCGCCAUCUGCACCAUAGCCUAUCUGGGCAUUGCGGCUAACGCACAAGCACCUACCAAUGGCACGAGCGUAGACAUUGAGAAACAGCUACAGUACGGACAGGCGGCAAGGUUGAACGUACAGAAUGCGAUUUCCGAAAAACUGCCACCAACUGGUCUUCCUGAAGGCCAGGUUGUGCUAGAGAGCUUCGAGACAGGUCUCAGAUCCUGCGAUGAAGAGCUGCGGAAAACGCUCAAGACUACCGAGUACCACGUAUGCGUUAAUGAAUUGCUUGGUAUGGCCAUGGCAUCGCUUGGCGAUCUAGCCGGCAAUCUGUGGCCUGCAUAUGCCGGCAAAUCGGGCGCAUCCCGCCCCACACUCUUCUGGUGAUGGCACCGGAGUACACAAAAGUGGAAUUGCAUUUAUUUUUGAAUUGGUUGCGUAGUAUGGUUUCGCCUUAUGUCUAAAUAAAUGUUGAUAUUCAUAGAAAACUACUUAAUUUAAAGAGGAAGUUAAAAAUUGGUUGGAAUUGGCAUAUCCGAUGCUUAGCACCUACCUGCUUAUAUAGCUAAGAACAAAAUAUACGACUUAAAAAAAUAAAGAAAUAAAUGUGAUGUAUUGAUGA